Miscanthus lutarioriparius is the source of this 750-nucleotide messenger RNA. The record is from the annotation of a GenBank genome assembly. Lineage: Eukaryota; Viridiplantae; Streptophyta; Magnoliopsida; Poales; Poaceae.
AUGGCUUCCUCCUCCGUCUCCCUCCGUGGCGCCAUCCUCCAGCGGCCCCACCUCACGCCCCGCCCCGCCGCCCGACGCGCCUUCACGACGAGGCGCCGCGCCGUGCCCGCCAAGAUCUCCUGCGUCGGAUGGGACCCCGAGGGCAUCCUGGGCGCGCCGCAGGGCGGCCACAUCGCGCGCCUCGAGUUCCGCCGCCGCCUCGAGAGGGACUCCGAGGCGCGCGAGGCCUUCGAGCGCCAGGUGCGCGAGGAGAAGGAGCGCCGCCGCAACGAGCGCGAGGCGCGGGUGAUCCCGGACACGGACGCCGGCCUCGUCGAGUUCUUCCUCGACACCGACGCGCGCGAGAUCGAGAUCGAGAUCGGCAGGCUACGGCCAAGGCUCAGCCAGGACUUCUUCGGCCAUAUCUCGCGCGAAAUAGCACAGAUCAAAUUUGCAGUCACCAGAACAGCGGAGAUGGAAGACAGACUGAUCGAGCUGGAGGCGAUGCAGAAGGUUCUUCUUGAGGGAGUUGAGGCGUAUGACAAGUUGCAGAAGGACCUUGUUACAGCGAAAGAACGGCUCAUGAAGAUUCUUCAAUCCAGUGACAGAAAAUCGACAUUACUGGAAAUGGUGGAGCGGAAUGAGCUCAAUAUAUCCAUAUUAACACUUCUUGAUGAGAAUAUAGCAAGUGCGAAGACGAGUAAUCAGGAUGAGGCGGCUGCUUUCAUGGAGGAUGUGAGAUCAUCUCUUGUGAAAUAUAUAACAAUAUAA